Messenger RNA from Rangifer tarandus platyrhynchus (Svalbard reindeer), 462 nucleotides. The record is from the annotation of a GenBank genome assembly. NCBI's taxonomy places the organism in Eukaryota, Metazoa, Chordata, Mammalia, Artiodactyla, Cervidae.
AUGGUACCCUCAACCUCGGGACCCUUAACAGGGACCCUCAACCACAGGACCCUCAACCACGGGACCCUCAACCACAGGACACCUAACCAUGGGGCCCUCAACCACAGGACCCGUAACCACAGGGACCUCAACCACAGGACCAUCAAGGGAAUCCCAGAGAUUUCUCGCAAAAUUCUAAAACCAAAUAGUGGGUACAUACCUAAAAGUAGAGCUAUGCAAAUUCUGUUUAACAUUGUAAGGGGUGUCAGAUGGAAGAGCCUAAUGAGAGAAGAACUGGUCUCAGCCAAGAGCAAAGAAGUUGAAGAGGAGGGCACGGCGCUCAGCCGUAUGCAGGAUGAAGACGCAGCACAACUUCGUAAUCAUCAGUUGAGGGGAGAAAAGCAAGGACGAAGAGUCUACGAUGAUGUCAAGGUUUCCAGUGGAAAUGAUCAGUGUGAGGUCGGGGCCACCGAUCAGUCCUGA